Molecule: messenger RNA, 2889 nt
Organism: Chara braunii
Lineage: Eukaryota; Viridiplantae; Streptophyta; Charophyceae; Charales; Characeae
Source: the annotation of a GenBank genome assembly
UUACGGCUGCUGCUACUGGUGCAACAGCACCAAGCACAAGAUCUCUCUUUGCCAGGAUCAGGCCAAGGAGGAUGUGCGGCCUCGGUUCAACUCGGGAAUGUCGCAAGUCCUCGGUACACUUACGAGGAUUAUGCUACGGCUCAACUCGGGAAUGUCGGCAACAGCACCAAACACAAGACCUCUCUUUGCCAGGAUCAGGCCAGAUUCGGCCGCCUUGCUAGCGGCCUCCUACACAUCUGGGGAGGAUGCGAAUGUCGCAAGUCCUCGGUACACUUACGAGGAUUAUGCUGUCCACUUGGUUCCACCGCUGGACCAACCGCGCCAGGUGCAACAAUCUACCGCAUGCACGGUUUCAUCACCAUCGGCAACCGAUUCGGCAGCUUCGCCGUCAUCUACGGCCGGGGAUUCAACGUCAUGGUCAAGUCUUGAAGAACUCGACCCUUUGACUUUUGAGGACUUCCAAUGGAUGCCCCUGCCCCGGUCCGGUCGUUUGCCGAAACCGCAUUGCAACGUGCUCAAAGCACAAUUGCGGAAAUACUUGCACACUGCAGUACCGACUCCGUUGAUGGACGCCGGAGUAGAGGUUGUCGACCUUCACGCCUACAUUGCGAAGAUCGACCGCGAGUUCACGACGCAACGGUACGACGACAUCGACGCACCAUUGCUAUAUGUACGCAUUCAGAUCGGAGAGGCGACCUGCAAUGCUUUGAUCGAUUGCGGAGCAUCUCGCAACUACAUGAGUCAGGACCUCAUGGUACGCGCCGACCUUGGCCCACGAGUCCGAAGGAAGUCCCAGCCCACGCAAGUCACGUUGGCGGACGGUCACACGCACAAGUCAAUCGACCGGUGCAUUGAUGACGUCCCAGUGUACUUUGCCCCUCACGCAAGUGAGACGAUGUCCUUCGACAUUCUGGACACCAAAUUCGACAUGAUCUUGGGCAUGUCAUGGCUUCGAAACGAGGACCACCCGGUGAACUUCUACCGCCGCACUGUUCACGUUCGUGAUCGGAACGGAGUACUAGUCCCAUGCACAGUAGCUCCUCCUCACCCUUCAGUCAGCUGUCACGUGGUAUCCGCUGCAAGCAUGCGAGCUUCCAUCAUUAGAGACGACAUCGAGGAGAUGGGGGUGUGUUUUCUCCACGCCCUCCCGUCCCAUGACGCUUCAUCGACGGACUCAUCUUCGGAUCCACGCAUCACUGAGCUUCUGGACGCCUACAGCGACGUGUUCGAAGGCCUGCACGGACUAGUACCGGAUCGGCCCGUCCGCCACGAGAUCAUCCUCGAGGACGGGGCCGUACCUCCGCGCGGUUGCAUCUACAGAAUGAGCGAGGAAGAGUUAAGUGUGCUUCGGGCACAACUCGACGACCUUCUAAAGAAAGGCUGGAUUCGGCCUAGCUCAUCGCCAUACGGUGCUCCUGUUCUCUUCGUCCGGAAGAAGAACAAGGAUUUGCGGUUGUGCAUCGAUUAUCGCAAGCUCAACGCGCAGACGAUCAGAAACGCCGGCCCUCUCCCACGCAUCGACGAUCUUCUCGAGCGACUGGGGGGCGCCAAGUUCUUCUCCAAGCUCGAUCUCAAGUCGGGAUAUCACCAACUCGAGAUCCGGCAGGAGGACCGUUACAAGACCGCGUUUAAGACGCGAUAUGGGCAUUUCGAAUGGCUGGUUAUGCCAUUUGGCCUUACGAAUGCCCCGACCACUUUCCAAGCGGCUAUGACAACGGAGUUCCGACACAUGCUGGAUCGAUAUGUACUUAUCUAUCUCGACGACAUCCUGGUGUACAGCCGGAAUUUGGAGGAGCAUGUGGAACACCUGCGCACCGUUUUGGAGCGGCUACGACAAGCCAAGUACAAAGCCAACCGUGACAAGUGCGAAUUCGCGCGGCAGGAGCUGGAGUACUUGGGACACUAUGUGACGCCGAAAGGCAUCCGUCCGCUUGCGGACAAGAUCGAGGCCCUACGAGUAUGGCCCGAGCCCACCAACACCACGGACGUUCGUUCAUUCAUGGGGUUGGCGGGCUACUAUCAGCGAUUCAUCACCGGAUACUCCAGGAUUGCUGCACCUAUGACGAGGUUACAGUUGCCGAAGGUGCCAUUCGUAUUCGAUGACGACGCACGCCGGUCAUUCCAAGCACUCAAGACGGCCAUGCUCAUGGCACCCGUCCUUAGCAUCUAUGCGAGAGUGACUACGAACGCUUCCGGCUAUGGCAUUGGGGCAGUCUUGGAACAACACGACGGCGACGAUUGGCACCCUGUGGAGUAUUUCAGCCACAAAGUGCCUCCCAUCAACUCGCUUGAUGAUGCAACGAAGGAGCUGCUCGCAUUCGUCAUGGCUCUCAAGCGAUGGCGACACUUCCUCCUUGGGCGUCGUAGGUUCACAUGGGUUACGGAUAACAAUCCACUGACCUACUACAAGACMCAGGAUACGGUGAGCAGCACGAUCGGACGAUGGAUGUACUUCAUCGACCAAUUUGACUUCACACCGAAACAUCUUCCCGGCCUCUCAAAUCGCGCAGCAGAUGCACUCUCGCGAAGACCUGAUCUUUGCGCUAUGACACAUCAUGCCUUCGCAUUCGACGAGGAGCUUCAGCGACACUUCAUCCGGGCAUAUGAGUCGGAUCCGGACUUCGCCACGCUGUAUGCACAGCUAUCUUCGGAUCACCCGCCGGCCAGCCACUAUCUCAUUGCCGACGGGUACUUGCUCCUCCACUCGAGAGGCAAGGACUUACUAUGUGUCCCACGCGACCGCCGUCUUCGGACUCGCCUCCUCGGUGAGUAUCAUGAUUCGCGACUCGCCGGCCAUUUCGGAGUCAACCGCACUAUUGCACAACUUCUACAGUGAUUCCGAUGGCCCGAUCUCAUUACCGAUGUCACUCGGUAUUGCGACUCUUGCGA